Molecule: messenger RNA, 504 nt
Organism: Acytostelium subglobosum LB1
Lineage: Eukaryota; Evosea; Eumycetozoa; Acytosteliales; Acytosteliaceae
Exons: 1
Coding region: 1-504 (167 amino acids)
Source: RefSeq, a predicted model, not a curated record
AUGAUUGGACACUGCAUUGGACGAGAUGUCAUUGAAUCAUUGGACUUUUUGAUCCAGUGGGCCAUGAAAGUGUCUGGGAAGAUAAACACACAUAAGCUCAUCGACAUCAUUGACUUGAAUGAUUGCAACACACCAUCAACACUCGCUCACAUCAUGGACAAAGGAUACCUCAGCAACAAUAAUGGUGAUGAUGACAAACCAUACAUUCUGUCAGAGUUGGUCAAUCGUGCUUGUAGAAGUGGCCGCAUUGACUUGAUGCAAGUUGUCCAUCAGCGAUGUACCACUCCCUCUCAGUUCCAAAGGCAUCUUCCAACAGUGGACAGCAUGAUUGCGGCCUCCAAAAGGAACAAUCAUCAGAUGCUCAGCUAUCUGUUUGAAGGUGACGAUGCACCAAUCAAUCGGGCAAACCUCCAACUCAACAUGGCCACAUUGAUUAACACAAUCCGCCAUCACUCAAUUGACAAUGGACAUCUCAACAUCAUCAAUAUGUGUGAUUGUCUUUGA